Molecule: messenger RNA, 312 nt
Organism: Striga hermonthica
Lineage: Eukaryota; Viridiplantae; Streptophyta; Magnoliopsida; Lamiales; Orobanchaceae
Source: the annotation of a GenBank genome assembly
AUGGAUUGCGAGGUGGCUGCAUUUGCCGGUUGGAUUGCGAGUAUUGGAGGAUCAAAUGAUGGUUGUGCCGCCAUUGAAAUUCCAGAUGAUAUAAAAUUGGAUCCCUCAGAUGAUCCAGUUGCUACGAUUGUAGAAAGUACCUAUCCAAUGUUCAAGAACGCAACUAACGAUCCGAGUUAUUUGAAUGAUAGGGCAAUAUUAGCUCCCACGUUGGAGGUUGUUGAGUUCAUCAACCAAUACAUGUCUGACUUGAAUUCUUCUGAAGGUCGUACGUAUUUGAGCUUAGACAAUACAUCUAAAUUGGAUUCUUGA